Macrosiphum euphorbiae (potato aphid) is the source of this 444-nucleotide messenger RNA. The record is from the annotation of a GenBank genome assembly. NCBI's taxonomy places the organism in Eukaryota, Metazoa, Arthropoda, Insecta, Hemiptera, Aphididae.
AUGGAUGUGUUCGGGGGGUCGCCGUCUAGUCAAUUGAAUAAGACAAUCACCGACAUGAAAGAAAAAUUUGCCGAACAACUCGACUCCCACGUUAAUUUGAUCGGAAUAAAUUAUUCAAAAAUCGCGAAGCUUGAUGAAAAGUUUACCAAUGAAUUAGGUUUGCACACUAACUUAAUCACGGCCAACGAUGAAAAAAUAUCGUCGUUCAACGAUCGAGUCCUAGCGAACGAAAUGCAAAUAAUUCGACUAGGAACAAUCGGGUCAGUGCAGGCGAACGAUAAAUAUUUUUUAGAAAAUAAUAAUAAAAUCGAAUCGUGCAUUGAGUCCAUAGAGGAUGUAAAUAAAUACAUUAAAGAUUUAAAAGUCUCGCUGGCUCAUGCGUAUGCCAGAAUAAUUAUACUCGAGGACAGAUUCGCGGAGAAUUGGAAACAGUCAGAUCCCUAA